AUGGACCGAUCUCCUCAGAACAACUUAUACGCUGGACUCUUGAUAUAUCGGUUGCAGAGAAACGUUGAAUAUUUGUUAUUAAACGACUCGUUCACGAACAAGAAACAUUGGUUUUGUCCUAAAGGACAGGUGAUUGGUCAAGAGGACGAAGUAAAAUGUGCCUUGCGUGAAGCAUUUGAAACCACAGGACUUAGUCCCAAAGAUCUUCGAAUCGAGGAAGGAUUUACUAUUGGCCUUACUUAUUUGUCUGGUACCAGGCCCAAAAAAGUGGUUUACCGAUUGGCUCAAAUUCUUGACAACCAUGCUCGAGUGCUCCCAAAUGCCGACGGUGUCCAUAUUCAAUGGUGCAAUCUAUCAACUGCUUCAGAAAAAGUCAUCUUCAAGAGCAUGCAAGAAGUCUUUAAACAUGCACAACACUUUAUCGAGAACAAGAAGCAACGCUAUCAAUCCCGACGUCAUGAUCAUGAUCAUCACCAUCACCAUCAUCGUGUCGAUGGUCGUUUGAACAACAAUGCAGGUUCACAGCGCAAUAUUCUCCAAUCACGUGGUUCAUUGGCCCCUCAGCGCCGUUCUUUGCAACAACAGCAACAACAUCAGACGACAACGACAAUGUCGACAACGACGGCUGAAUCAACCACCUCUUCCAAUACCAGUAACCACCACCACCAGGCAACUGACAAUCCAUGGUACAAAACACGUCUAUGCGAGCGAUUUGAGACUGAAGGCAGCUGUUCUUAUGGAUCCAAAUGUACGUUUGCUCAUGGUGUUGCCGAGUUACGUGAACGCACUGGUGCCGAAGAAGAUCCGGUUGCCAAGUCGGGAGCCACGACCAAUGAUAAGAACCCAUUGUACAAGACCAAGUUAUGCGAACGCUUCAUGAAGGAUAACUUUUGCCAAUACGGGCCCAAAUGUCAUUUUGCUCAUGGUCAGCAUGAACUUAAGGAACGUCCAACAUCGAAUAACAACAACAACAACAAUGGUUCCAGACGUACUGAAGAUUCGAUAUCCAGACCACCACCCCAACAACAGCAACAACAACAACAAAAACAUCAUUAUCAACAACAACAACAGCAGCAGCAGCAGCUGGGUCCUAUGGAGACAUCAGCGGCAGGUGGCAUACGCCGGGCUCGUCAUAGUAGCCCUGCAGGUGCAGCAUCAUUUUCUUUGGAGGAACUCAAACCUGUGGUUUCUUAUAAAGAAGAAAAACAUCAUCAACGACCAAGAACUUUAUCUGUGGAACAAAAGCCAGCAACCCCCCUGCAAGAUUUGAUGAAUGGACGCAUUUCGCAAACCAACAAGUCAUGGAUGAAGAUUGUACAUUUAUCAAAGGAAGAACAGGCUAGGAUCACUCCUCCAUCAUCCAAUUCCCCUCCUUCAUCAACACCCGUGAAAUCAGCUCAGGAAGAAGCGCUUAUUGAAGAUCUCAAGAAGCUAUUUAUCCAAGAAGAAGGCCGACAAGACAAGCUCUCCAGUGAUGUGAAAGAGGUGACCAAGCUUGAAAUGCGUAAUGAUUUAUCAAAACGUCAACUCCUUUAUAUCCUUUUGGCAAGCUUGCUUCAAGAUAACCCUUCAGGCGUUGGACAUACCUUGAAAUCACGCAUCUCACUUUUCAAAACGUUUGUGAAAACAACCACGGAUCAGCGUACGUUAUUGAAGGCUUGGGAAAAGUUUGUGACGCAGCGCGCACCCGAUAUGAUUUCCAAAACAGCGAUUGCCCUCUCGACAUGGUAUGAUUGCGAUCUAGUGGAUGAAGAAGUGUAUCUUGGCUGGUAUGAGAUCUUGCCAGAAGGGAGCGAUUUGAAAAAGAAGAGUGCAAAAUUCAUCGAAUGGUUGAGUACCGCAGACGAAGAAGAAAAUAGUUGA
This is a messenger RNA of Lichtheimia ornata, 1863 nucleotides long. RefSeq lists its product as uncharacterized. The transcript is spliced from 7 exons. The record is from RefSeq and is a predicted model, not a curated record. Gene Ontology annotation, molecular function: protein binding; mRNA binding; metal ion binding. Lineage: Eukaryota; Fungi; Mucoromycota; Mucoromycetes; Mucorales; Lichtheimiaceae. The coding region runs from base 1 to 1863 and encodes 620 amino acids.